AUGGAGGACUUCAUGACCAAGGUGGUUAGCAUGCCAGGGCGGUGCAUUGACUCAGUAGCCUCUCACCAAUGCAGUUGCUGCAAAGGAAAAUCUGAAGCAAGCAACAGCGAAACAAAAGCUAAGCCAUCUCAGAGAGGAAUUAAAAGGGAAAAAUCUCCUCCCCCUCCCCGCCGGUCAAGUAUGAGACUGAAGAAAUUAGAACCCUCAGGGACCCCACUUCCAGUGGAACCAGAACCUGUGGAGCUUAAAGAUGAACAUGCUCGGCCCCCUGCAGGACCCCUGGGGAUGUCUGACCGUUUGUAUGGCAACACAGAUAUUGGCCACUGUAACAGACUACGGGAGAAGAUAGAGCACUUCUCUGACACUAAAGCAAAGGUUAUCCGUGGUCAACAGGCAAAGAGUACUCUGGACAGCUAUAUAAAAUCAAUGGCAAAAACCAAAUUGACAUCAGACAGAGUGGCUAAAGUAGUUCCUGACCGUGUGUUUUCUGUGGCCAUUCACCCCACACGUGACAAGGUUUUGGUGGCAGGAGGUGGGAAGUGGGGUGCAGUAGGACUUUGGGAUGUGGAUGAUAUUGAAGAUGACCAGCAGGGAGUUGUGACUUUAGUACCUCAUUCCAGACCUGUGAACCAUCUUAUCUUCCCCACAUGGCAUCAAGAUAGACUCUACUCAUGCAGCUAUGAUGGGUCCUUGAGAUGUGCUCAUUUUGACAGAGGGGUGUUUGAAGAGGUGUACUCAGCCCCAGUGGAUGAGUACUUACUGCUCAGGAACUUUGAGUGUUUGAAUGUGGAUAGCCUGUUGGUUGGGCAAUCUGACGGCAGUGUGGCUAUGGUAGACCGUAGGACACCAGGGACAGAAGCAGAGAGUUUGUACAGUUUACACAGGAAGCCUCUUCGUACAGUCAGUGUUCAUCCAGUUCAAAAAGAUUACUUCAUCACCUCUUGUGCAGAUGGGAAUGUAUCUUUGUGGGAUAUCAGAAAUCUCAAGAGUGGUAUGAAGAAAAACAAUUCCAGUAUUGUUGACCUUCACCAUGGCAAGGGAGUUAACUCUGCAUAUUUCUCCCCAAUCACUGGCAAUUUCAUCCUGACAACAUCAAUGGAUGAUAAACUCAGUGUGUUUGACAGUUCUUCCCUAACAACAAAAAUCCCUUUGAAAAAAGCUAUAAGACACAAUAAUUACACUGGUCGCUGGUUGACUGUGUUUCGAGCUGUAUGGCAUCCUGCCAGAGAGGACAUCUUCGUUGUCGGAAGCAUGGAGCGACCAAGACGAAUUGAGGUGAUCGACUUGACUGGGAACUUGGUGCACACAUUUGAUGAUGAGGAAUAUUUGGGAUCAGUAUGUUCCCAGAAUGCCUUUCAUCCUACACGACCUGUGGUAGUGGGAGGUAACUCUAGCGGCAGGCUGCAUGUGUUCAUGUAGCUGUUCGAGUUGCAUUGAAUACACUGACUGAAAGUGAUUUUGCGGAGUGAUAAAACUAUUACAUUAGUGUGGUAUUUGUCUGUACUGAUCAUACUGCUACAUGAAUGUGGUUUGGAAGAUUGAUUGGACAUUUACAAAGAUAUGUUUGUCAUUGCUACAUGACCGUGAUAUGACAAUAAGCAAUGUCUGCAUAUAGUUUAUUUCUGCCCCAUAUAUACAUUUAUUUAGUUGUAGAACAUUUAUAUGACAUUCCCAGGUAUAUAAUGUAGUCAUAUUCAUAUUUCAAACAUAUGUUGGUUUUCACGAUAGAAAAGACUUUGGCUUUGUAAUUACAUCUGGUUAGGUCAUAAGUCAUGUUUUUCAUUUAAACUUUUUAUGCUUGAUCUGUAUAUUUCGAUAUUGUUGUAAAUAUUCCCGUCAUUGAGUACAAACACUCCUACAUCCAUGUAUUUACGGACCAAUAGACCUUUAGUUAUGUAUUAUCAUACUGCUACCUUGGCAUUUGUGAGCAGAUAUUAACAAGGAAACGUAGCAAGUCUUUAUCUAGGAAGAUUGUAUGAAUUUGUUUGCAUCUGCAGAAUUGUCGCAGUUCAUUGUUUCUUGUAGACUUUCAGUGAGCUUUUCAUGAACAUGUGGAGAACAGUCGUUUCUAAUAAUUUAUGCAUAUCACAACAGCUCUUAUGUCAGAUUGAUUUACCUGUGAGAGUUUUCAGCUGUAUAGAAAGGUCACUUACUAGUAGAAAGAAACUUAGCGGAAACUGUUACCCAUACUUUAGUUGUCCUAACAAAGCCCUUACCUGAAAGGAUUGGUUGGGUGAAUGAGUUUGUUACCAAGGAAAAGUGAAUGAUAAAAUAAUUUGUGUUAUGUCACGAACCAAGGGUUAUUUUACAAAGUGCAGAAUUAUAAAGGACUUUUUUGUGAAGUAAAUUAUAUGUGUGGCCAUCUGUUAUGCCAUCAUUUUGUGCACCAUUUUUUUUAGUGAAUUCUUCAUAUUUUAAAGAUUAUUUGUCAUUUUAGGUUCUUAAAGAAGCCGAGGUUUAGAUUGUCCUUCACAAACUGAAUACAAAUUUUUUUUUUAAACAAAAUCUUUUCACUGUGCCAGUUCUUAGCAUUGAUAACCCCAUAAUGUGUUACAUGUAUUAUGUUAAUUGAAGAUAUCGGUUCUCAUUGCCCUUUGACCUCCAUUGUACCUCCAUUGUACCUUGUUGUGCAGCAUUAUCAGUAAAGUCUU
Molecule: messenger RNA, 2651 nt
Organism: Liolophura sinensis
Lineage: Eukaryota; Metazoa; Mollusca; Polyplacophora; Chitonida; Chitonidae
Product: WD repeat-containing protein 76-like
Exons: 12
Coding region: 1-1419 (472 amino acids)
Biological process (GO): regulation of DNA damage checkpoint
Cellular component (GO): nucleus
Molecular function (GO): DNA binding; protein binding
Source: RefSeq, a predicted model, not a curated record